UCCGGGGCUAUCAUUCCUCGUAAUGGAACCCACCUCCCAGGCUAUGAGCCGGUUCCAGGCUCUAGAAACGGUCAUGUUCCAGCCUGGUUUGCUUCAUUGCUUGCUGGAUUGUCGUUGCCAGGCUUGAGUAAUCCAAGUCCAAGCUCCUUGAGCUCGAGCUCUUCCGCCCAGGCAUUGAAUACAGGCUCCCCUGCUCCAAUUCAUCAAAUUGCCAGCCUGUCAACACUGGCAACCUCGGUCAUUGUUGCUACCGCAACGCCUUCGAGUUCAAGCAUUGCCAUUCCGACCUCGCCGUCCAGCUCGCCAACAACUUCCAUACCGACUCCUGCCUCAACGCCAUCGAGCUCCAAAUAUGCUGAUCCUGCCACAAAGACAUGCGCUGGUCCAUCCGAAAAGACAUCCAACGCUUACUGGUUUGAUGACAUGGAUCACAACCAACAGGGCGCUGGCUUUGCCCCUUAUGUCACAGGCACAAACAAAUAUGCGGUGUACCGCAAUGUUAUGGACUACUUAGUGGUGAAUGAUGGAUCAGGCGACCAGACAGCGAAAUUACAAAAUGCCAUUGAUGAUGAUAACAACGGUGGCACCCGUAAAGGCAAGGGCGUGACACGCUACCCAGCUGAAGUGUAUUUGCCUGGGGGUAUUUAUACUCUUAAAAGCACACUGAAGCUGACAGUCGGCACAAUCAUUGUUGGAAAUCCAUCUAACCCACCCAUCAUCCGAGCGGCUCCAGAUUUUGUGGGACAAUAUCUUGUCCUAGGUUACGACGAAAAGGCCGGCCAACCGGAGACCAGCUUCAUGACUUUAAUGAAAAAUGUCAUCCUUGACACGACUGCAGUUGCGCCUGCAACAUCCAUCACUGCACUUCAGUGGGGCGUGGCUCAGGGAUCCGGGCUCACAAACAUCCAGAUCCGUAUGCCAGUCGGAUCUACGGGACACACUGGUAUCGACAUUUUGGCCGGCUCAACCAUUGCCGUGACCGAUGUGAAUAUUCAAGGUGGUGCGACUGGUAUCAUCAACUCAAAUCAGCAAGUCAACUUCAAAAACAUCUUUUUUGAGUCCUGCGAUACGGCUUUCAAUGCCAAGGGCGGAUGGACAGUUCUUCUUCAGAGCGCUACCUUCGUCAGCUGUAAGCUUGCUAUUGACAUGGGUCGAAAUGGCCUGGGAAGCAUGGUACUUCUUGACUCCAAAACGUCAGCUGCUCGUGGGCCCGUGGUCCGAUUAUAUGACUCGUCCCAUGACAGUGGGAACCAGAACAGUCAACUUCUUAUUCAGAACUUGGCCCACGACUCUACAACAGAUAUUGUCGUCGAUGUCAAUGGAUCGAUACAUUUGGCCUCCACGGGCCAUGUUGACACUUGGGCCUGGGGUACCGCUGUUCCUGGUGAAUACGAGACUGGUAAAACCUGGAUCACGCAGCGGCCUGCGAGCCUGCUCGUGGAUGGAAGUUACUUCAUUAAGGCUCAACCAUCGUAUGCGGACUACAGCAGCGCUGAUAUUGUCAAUGUGAAGGCUGUCUCCGAGUAUCCGGUGAUGGGUGAUGGCCGGACCGAUGAUACCCAAUCACUUAACCACAUCUUGGCCGAGAAUGCAGCAAACUGCAAGAUUACUUAUUUCCCAUUUGGAGUCUACAGAGUUUCGGACACCAUCCUCAUUCCUGUGGGUACACGCAUUGUGGGCGAGGCAUGGGCCGUCAUCUCGGGAUACGGUGAUGCAUUCAAGGAUCCGUCCGCCCCCAAAGCUAUCGUCCGAGUCGGAAACCCGGGCGACGUCGGAAAUAUCGAGAUCCAGGACAUGCGCUUCUCAGUCGGCGAAGUUCUCCCCGGGGCCAUUGUCGUGGAGAUCAACGCGGCUGGUGCACGGCCAGGUGAUGUGGGCAUGUGGAACACCAUGGUAACAGUGGGCGGUACCGCCGAGACAACUAUUUCGAACGUGUGCACCUCACAGGACACCAAAGACUGCAUGGCCGCAUAUAUGGUGAUGCACCUCACAGAGAGCUCAUCGGCAUACAUUGAGAAUUUCUGGGGGUGGACAGCAGACCACAACCUCGACAGCACCUCCAUUUUCACCAUCAUUUCCACGGGUCGUGGCAUUCUUGUGGAAUCAAAAAAUGCAACCUGGCUCACAGGAACGGGUUCCGAACACCAUUGGCUCUACCAGUACAACUUCCACCACGCCGCCAACGUCUACGCCGGCCUCCUCCAAAGCGAGACACCCUACAUGCAAGGCUCAGGUGAAUUUGAGAAGGCGCCCGCCCCAUGGACCGCAAAUGCGGAACUCGGUGACCCCGACUACUCAUGGUGCAGUGCCGAUGACGACAAAUGCCGCUCGGCCCUCGCGACCAAUGUUGAUGGCGGCUCCAAUAUCGCGCUCUACAACUCCGCAGCCUGGGCUUUCUUCGACGGCUCCUGGAAUGGACUUUACAACGAGCCCUGCGAUGGCAAAUGUCAGAGUAACAUGAUGCGCGUGACAGGCGCGCCAGUGAACUUGGUUUGGUAUUCCAUCAAUACUCGCAAGACGGAUGUCAUGGUGCUUGAUGGGAUGACAAACCCGCGUGAGGCAAAUCAUCCCGGUGGUUGGGAGGGUAUAAUUCAGGCUUAUACACAAUUUGAGACUUGA
This is a messenger RNA of Penicillium maclennaniae, 2619 nucleotides long. RefSeq names its product glycoside hydrolase family 55 protein. NCBI's taxonomy places the organism in Eukaryota, Fungi, Ascomycota, Eurotiomycetes, Eurotiales, Aspergillaceae. The record is from RefSeq and is a predicted model, not a curated record. The annotation marks the transcript as partial. Gene Ontology annotation, molecular function: polygalacturonase activity. The transcript has 3 exons.